AUGGCUCCCGCAUGUGUGACUUGCAAGAAGGCACCGCCCGAGGUCGCCAUCAAGCGCUGCGCCAAGUGCUCCUCAACACCCUACUGCUCUCGAGAGUGCCAGAAGGCCGAUUGGAAGAACCACCGCAAAGUCUGUGGGAAAGAAUCAGCGGGCUCUUCUUCCUCUCCCCCCUCCAACCGUGGUAGUCAAGCAUCUCCGCUGAAAGGGUUGGAGAAAUCCGUCACGAGACCCUUCACGAGAAUCACCAACGGCACCUGGCUUCACGAUCGCCCCGAGACUGAUGUUUAUCGAGUACUCAUCGAUGCAUAUCGCCUACGAGUCGAGGACGAAUACACAAUAGAUGGGAACAUCGACAAUGAUAGUCUCUACGGCGGGUCUGGAAGUGGCCUGAAGGGUUUCCAUCGGUUUGUCGACCGCGUUGCCUCACAUGCCGGUCUGCUCCCCUCAUGGUGGAAUGCCGAGAAAAGGGCCUGCUGCGAGAGACUUGGGAUGGACCCAUCACAGUGGCAGAAUCUAUGCCGCGCAGUUGAAAAGAGCGAUAUUAUUGAACACUAUGGGACGCCGUUUUUUCACAUGGAGCUCAGGAUGUUUGCAUGGAAGGUGCUUGGUACUGGCAUUGGCGGUCAGGAUGGGACCAUGGUGUUAGAGAUGUUGGCCUCCAGGGAAGUUGAUGAUGGGGGCAGCGGACAGAAUCCAGGCAAAUUGGCGGCAGUGGUGGAUCUCAAGACAAUGACGACAUCUAUUCUGUAG
Messenger RNA from Clonostachys rhizophaga, 750 nucleotides. NCBI's taxonomy places the organism in Eukaryota, Fungi, Ascomycota, Sordariomycetes, Hypocreales, Bionectriaceae. The record is from the annotation of a GenBank genome assembly.